Closterium sp. NIES-65 is the source of this 2442-nucleotide messenger RNA. The record is from the annotation of a GenBank genome assembly. Lineage: Eukaryota; Viridiplantae; Streptophyta; Zygnematophyceae; Desmidiales; Closteriaceae.
AUGCACCCGUCAUUCCACGUGUCUCUCCUUCGUCCAUACACCGAUCCCAACGCCACCUUCUCGGGCCGUGAUCGCACUCCACUGCCGGUAGCUGUUGACACCGACGAGCCCGACUACCAGAUCCAGCGCAUCCUCAAGCACUGUCGCCGUCUCCAGGGGGUCUCUUUCAUUGACUUCUUAGUUCAUUGGCGUGGUUACGAUGCAGCCGACGACAGCUGGGUUCCUUCGUCCUCGCCGUCUCCCGACAACGCUUGCCUUCAAGCCUACCUUCAGUCUGCAGGCGCCGCGGACGUCGCCUCAUUGGGAGGGGGUAGUUGCCAGAUCGCCAUCAGACUCGAUUUCGCGAUUGCCAUGCAUCCCGCCAUGGCACCAUCGCUCGCCCUUGUCGCUUCGCCACCGCUCUCGUCGUCGUCUGCCCACACAUUGCGUCAGUACCGCGCCCUCACGCCCGCACAUGGCACCAGUGCUGACCCAUGCCCUCACCAACACCUUCCUCCCCCACACGCUCUCUCACUGCGUCUCCCAUCCCACUGCCAAACCCUCCUGCCUCCCUUCCACCACCACCCGCCCUUCCCGCUCCUCGCUGCGACCCCCCUCAGUGCGCACGCACUGUGCGUCCUCACAUGUGCCACCCGCCAUGCGCCACCGCCACCCGCCAUGUCCUAUGUCCCGCCGCUGAUCCGCGCACGGCACACCUCCUUCCCCCGCCGUCUCUUCGACCCGCCGCCUUCUCUCCUCGACCCUCCCCUCUCGCUCCCGCCCCUCCUCGCCCAUCCCCCCUCGCCCCUCGCGUCUCUAUUUUCGCGCAUCCCUCACUCGCUCGCCCUCUGCACCUCCCCCUCUGUGCCGCCCCUCUGUGCCGCCCCUCUGUGCCGCCCCUCUGUGCCGCCCCUCUGUGCCGCCCACCGGGCGACCUCAGGCGGCAUCCAGGCAGAGCCCUCACUUGCCAUCCCCCCACAUGCCCCCUCCUCCCUGCCAUCCCCCCACAUGCCCCCUCCUCCCUGCCAUCCCCCCACAUGCCCCCUCCUCCCUGCCAUCCCCCCACAUGCCCACUCCUCCCUGCCAUUCAACCUUCGCUCCAUCUUCUUCCCUGCGCUUUUCCUCCCCCUCCCCGCAACCACCCACCCUUUUUCCCCCGUUUUCCCUCCCCUCCCCUCCCCACAGCACCACGCGCGUCCGCCUCCCCCAGCGCGCGCUGCUGCUGCGCCGCCACGCAGCUGGCCCCCCCGCCGCACCCACUCUCGCGCGCCCCUUGCUUGCCAGGCGCAUGGCGCCCAGCAGCCCUGCCCGCAGUGGCCCCCCUUGCACUCGCGCGCCCCAGGCAACCCCGCACUGCCAGCCAGAACACGAAUGUACGGGGUGGAGGGGCGAGUCCCACGAGUGAUAGUGGGUCGCGUGCCCAUCAUCUCUUCCCCUCUCGUAUCCAUCCAAACCCCUGCUAUGCCCAUUGAACCUCCCACCUGCGCAGCCUCCUGCACCAUACCCACGGCCCCAGCAGGUGCCGUGCGCGGCGUGCAGGGGCAGCGGCAUCUGCAGCACGUGCCAGGGCGAGGGUUUUGUGUCCAAAGCUGCCAGCGCUGGGCGGCCCUCCCGCGGACUGGGCUCCAACCCCCCCUCCGCCCAACGCUCCUCCGCCAGGUGCCACGGGGGGGGGAGAGGGAGAGAUGGUGGGGAGAAAGGAGAGGGGGAAGGGAAUGUAUGGAAGGGAUGAAGAAGCGGGUGAAGGCGCAGGGGGGCGGGAGAGGAGGCUGGCAGUGGUGGUGGAUGGGGAUGGGUGGGGCUGCUCACCCCCCUGCUCACGGGUGUUGCCGGCUUGCGAGCAGAGAUGGGUGUGCUCAUGUGCGAGCAGAGAUGAGUGUGCUCAUGUGCGAGCAGAGAUGGGUGUGCUCAUGUGCGCGCAGAGAUGGGUGUGCUCAUGUGCGCGCAGAGAUGGGUGUGCUCAUGUGCGCGCAGAGAUGGGUGUGCUCAUGUGCGCGCAGAGAUGGGUGUGCUCAUGUGCGCGCAGAGAUGGGUGUGCUCAUGUGCGCGCAGAGAUGGGUGUGCUCAUGUGCGCGCAGAGAUGGGUGUGCUCAUGUGCGCGCUGUCACCCUGCUUUCCUCCAUCCACCCUCUCCUUGCGCCUGCCUGUCACACACUUGCUAUGCACACACCAUCCACGCCAACCACACACCAUCCACACCACACUGACCACACUCACACCACCCACACCACACUCACAGGUCACUCUCACUCACACUCUCACGGUUCCACUGCCCGUCCCAUGCCAUGGGUGGGUGGGAUGCGGUGCUGGCAGGCUGGCGAACAAGUGGAGGUACUGUGUGGCGUGCAACGGGGCUCGCGUGUGCGGCACGUGCGAGGGGCGCCGCACCGUGGACGCAUGAGGGCGCUGCACUGCAGUGAGGGCGUGGGUGGGUGGCAUGCUGCCACGGUGCAACAUGCAUAG